This is a messenger RNA of Fusarium falciforme, 2751 nucleotides long. Its product is annotated as Zn(2)-C6 fungal-type domain-containing protein. Bases 1 to 2751 code for a protein of 916 amino acids. The transcript has 8 exons. Gene Ontology annotation, molecular function: monooxygenase activity; iron ion binding; oxidoreductase activity, acting on paired donors, with incorporation or reduction of molecular oxygen. NCBI's taxonomy places the organism in Eukaryota, Fungi, Ascomycota, Sordariomycetes, Hypocreales, Nectriaceae. The record is from RefSeq and is a predicted model, not a curated record.
AUGGCUUUGUUGUCACUUCCUCUCCUUGCAGGAGCUACACUGCUUCUCUUCGCCGUUGCCCUUGUCCGGCGCCUGUUCUCACCUUUGGCACGUAUCCCAGGACCAAAGCUAGGUCUCUUGACACCAUGGCAACUAAGGUACCACGAACUUCAAGGCAAGCGGACACAAUACAUUCACCGGAUGCACCAAGAAUACGGCAACGUCGUCCGCAUUGCUCCUAACGAGGUCGUCUUCUCCUCGCUCGAGGCUAUGAAAGAGAUCUACCUUUCCAAGGGAAGUGGCUACGAUAAGCCUUCAUUCUAUGACCUAUUCUCCCAGUUUGGUCUCAGGACAAUGUUUUCGACUCGCGAGAAAGGCCCUCACAGCAAGAGAAGACGCAUCAUCGCAGAUCGCUAUGCCAACUCCAACGUCAUUCGAGACUCUGCUAUCCACGGCAUUCAGGAGAGGUCGCAGAAUUUCAUCAAGAGAUGCUCCGAAGCUCCGAGGCAGGAACUUGAUGUCUAUCUCUUCCUUCAUUGUUACGCCUUCGACUGCGUCACGCAUCAUCUGUUUCACCCACACGGCAGUGAUUCGAUCCUCAAGCAGUCAGAUGAGGAGACUCUGUGUGAGGCUGUCUUUGACAAUAGUCUUGCCAGACGCCUCUUCAUUCAUUACAAUCCCACGAUAGGUAGCCUUAUGGGGAAGCUGGGCGUCUUUGGCAAGUCCCGCGACAUCCCCCGGACCAGACAGCUCAUCCUCGAUGGAGCCACCGGCGGUCCUGUUGCUGAUUUUACUCUCGUCAGCCGCAUGCGCGAGGACAAGUUCGGCAUGGGACCGAUGGACAUUGCUUCCGAAUGCAUGGACCACACCCUGGCAGGCAUCGAGACAACUGGUGAUGCCCUCUGCUUCUUGAUGUGGCAGAUCUCACAACCUGGCUACGAAAUCAUUCAAGAACGCCUCCGCGACGAGUUUCGAGCCAAUGAGGGUGUGUCAUUUGAACAGCUCCCAUACCUCGAGGCAGUCGUAAAGGAAGGGUUGCGAGUAUUCCCUUCUAUUCCCAUGAGCUUACCCCGGUGUGUUCCCCCCGAAGGCGCAUUCGUCGAUGGUCACUGGCUCCCCGGCGGAACGCUCGUCAGCUGCCAGCCAUACUCGAUGCACCGGAUGGAUGAAACCGCGUUCCCGGAGCCGGACAGGUUCAAGCCCGAGCGAUGGUUAGAGGAGAAGGGCCUAGCGGAGAGGAACCGACUGUUCUUUACUUUUUCCAACGGUGGACGGGCUUGCAUUGGCCGACAUCUGGCUGUGGCCGAGAUGAAGACCCUACUACGGGAUAUCUACUCGAGUUUCAAGACUACACCGGCGGAGGGCAUGGUUGCCGACAUGAGCAUGGAUGACCAGAUUUUUACGUCCCGGCCGAAGGAUCAAAAGUGUAUUCUCAAGUUUACGCGGUGGGAAGAAGAAAUGACUAUUGAAGACGACAUCGGACUUGUCAUCCCCCACGACAACCUUCUAGAAAUCAACCCUGAGCCUGAGACGGUAAAUAACAACCUCACCCUUGCGCUCCCACCUCCAAGCCAAAUAUCCGUCCUACCCCCGAUGGCCCACUACUUAUUCCAGUUCUACCUCGCCGAGACCAUGCGCCUUACCGUCCCCAGCAGCUACGCCAGGACCAAGAUCUGCCAUUUCCUCGUCCCUAUGUCGAUGCAGCAACCCAGCCUGCUAUACGCCAUCAUGGCGUUUGCCGCAGUUCAUCUAGAGGCUUCAGGGAGGCUUCCCAGAAACCCAGGACGACUGAUUGAUACACUGCAGUCGACGAGUAUUCGGCAUCUGCGACAGCUGUUGACCGAUGAGGACCCUAUAGCGCAGGUUGCUGCGCUUGCUACAGCGAGGACGCUUUGUCAGGCACAGAUCUACGGUGGGACAGCGUCUUGGCGUGUUCAUCUGAAUGGUGCAAGGGCUAUUCUUGAAUCAUCUCACUUCAGGACCCGGCUCAUUGGUAGCUGUUCGUGCUCAUCCAUCAACGCAGACUUUCUCUCAAGUUGGUUCAACAACGCAGAAGCACUUGCUGCGCUGAGCCCAUCUGGUCUUCUCCACGGCCAGCUCCAAGUUGGCUGUCAUUCAAGCAGAGAUCUUCGUUUCGACAUGUUUGGAGGCGUCAUGUCGGAUCUUCCCGAUCUGUUCAGGGAGGUCGGUGCCCUGGUUAAAGAGAGUCGCCGACAGCAACACAACCGCAUAUCCGAGAGCACCAUCCUGUCAGAAACCGACAUCGCUCAGGAAGCCGAUGCAUUGACUCGAGAGAUAUACUACAGGCUAGAACGUGAUUCGGUAGAGAACCUGGCGCUUCAACCUGAUACGCUCAUGGGACUGUCGGCGAAUGAUAUACACGAUUACGCCUUGAGCAACGCCGGAUUUCUCUAUACCGCACUCCUUCACAUUCACUGUGGAGUGAGAGCGCUUUCACCGUACGCCGAAGAGGCCCAAUUCUGCGUCGACCAGAUAAUACAAUGCGCCCAAGACAUGACUUGCUCUUCUGGUCUAUCGCCUAGAGUCUUGCUCGUCGCCCCUCUCUUCACAGCUGGGAUCUGCGCUACGGGCCCUGCGCAGGAUAGCAUACGGUCUGCGUUGACAGACAUAGGGCGGUGGAUGCGGACUCCGCACUUGGCAAAAACUCAAGAGUUAUUAGAGGACAUCUGGCUGCAACCGCCUGCAGAGCCCCAGAGUUCCCGCGUUUGGUCAUGGUUUGACAAGAUCAACUUUGACUUCCUUCCUUACUAG